Molecule: messenger RNA, 1515 nt
Organism: Plasmodium yoelii
Lineage: Eukaryota; Apicomplexa; Aconoidasida; Haemosporida; Plasmodiidae
Product: conserved Plasmodium protein, unknown function
Exons: 1
Coding region: 1-1515 (504 amino acids)
Source: RefSeq, a predicted model, not a curated record
AUGGAAAAAAAGGAAAAGAACAAUUUCACAAAUUUCUUGGAUGAAAAUGAAAAGAAUAACUAUGUGAAAUGUGAAAUGAUAAAAAGUAUGAACAAAGAAGGAAAAGAAAUACUUAUAAAAAUGUUAAAAAUAAAAGAAAAUAUAAUAUAUGAUAAUAUAUUAAAUAUAAAUAUAUCAAUUAAAAAUAUCUGGAUAUACAUGGAUUUACAAUGUACAUUCUCUUUAAAUGAUUUAAUAUUAGUUUCGCGAACUUUUAAAAAUACAGAAAUAAUAUAUGAUGAUAUUAGUUUUGAAGAUAAUGAAAAAAAAGAAAAAACAAAUGAAUCCAUAUUUGAUGAAGAAAAAAAACCAAAAAAUAUUUUUCUAUAUUUUCAAAAUUAUAAAAUUAGAAAAAAUGUAGUUAAAAUUUUUUUUCCAAAAAGUCACACAGUUUGUUUUAUUCACAAAAAUGGAUCAAUACAUAUUCAUGGCUCAUUGGUAUUAAAAAAACUUUUACUAUUAUUAAUAAAAGUUGUUAAAAAAAUAAAAUAUAAAACGUUUUGGAAAUAUACUAAAUCAUUAAAUAUGAUAGAAGAUACUAAAACACAAAGUACAUCUACUUCUGUCUCUUUUAUUAAUAAUAAUUCAAAUCAACAAAUUGAAGCAAUAGAUCCAGAACAUUCUUCAUCAUAUUUAAAUAAAAUAGACAUGUUACCAAAUGGUUCGAAAAAAUCGAAUGAAAUUAUAGAUAAUUGUGAAAAUGUUAUCAAAGAAAUAAAAAAUAAGAUAGAUAAAUUAAAACCUUUGAAAAAUUGUAAUACUACUUUUGAUGAGCUAAAUAAUAAAAUUGAAAAAAAAAUCGACCAAAACUACAUGAACAGUCAUAAAAAUUCUGAAAAAAGUGACUUUUUAUGUUUUGAAGAAAAGGAAGAAAAUGUUUUGUUGGUGAAUAAUGAUAAUGUCAAACAAAAUAAAGAAGAAAAUUUAAAUUUUUUGAAAAAAAAUAUCGAAAUAAAUAUAAAAAAAGAAAUAAGAAAUAAUUUAAAUUUUGAAAAUAUUCCUAUAAAUAAUCAAUGGAAUAUUAAUAAAAUUAGUAAAAAAAUUAUGUACAAAUUUAAUAUACAUAAUAAAUGGACAUAUACAAUUCGUGAUGAUGUAAUUUUUGAUAUGACCAAAUUUAAUAUUAAACAAUUAGUAUGUGUUUUUAAAAUUAAAUUAAAACAUUUUGAUAUAACACGAAUUUACAAUUAUAUUGAAUUUAAAAAUAUAUUAACUGAUAUUAAUAAUAUUAUAUAUAUAAAAAUUGAUCAAAAAUUUUUAAAUAAAUUAAUUUCACAAACAAAUUUAGAAAAUUUUGUUAAAAAUAAUUUUAUACAAAACUAUCAUAUAAAUAAUAAAAAUUCAGUUAGAACUGUUUUGUUAUUUAGUUCUGGAAAAGUUGUCAUUUAUUCUUGUAAGGCUAUUCAUGAAGUUUUGUCUAUUUCAAGAUUUGUUGUAAAUACCUUAAAACGAAAUAAUAACAUCAUCUUAGAAUAG